CUCGGUGAUUGCUCCGUUGACCGAUCAAACCGAGAAAUCCUCCCCAGCGGAGUGACAAAGCCGGCAGAGGACAAGGGCAUGGAGAGCGAAGGCAGCACGAGCCCCAAUGGCGGCGCCGGUGCCGCCUGCGCGGUCUGCGGCGGCGCGGCGGCCUUGUACUGUCCGGCGGACGCGGCGGCUCUCUGCGUGCCCUGCGACGCGGCUGUCCACUCCGCGAACCCUCUGGCCUCCCGCCACGACCGCGUGCCGCUGACGGCCGCCGUGGCGGCGACCUCCGGCGUGUACGACCUCUUCGUGGCUGACGACGAAGGCGGCUCGUCCUGGCCGACGCCGGGGCCGGGGCAGAGGCAGGGGAGCCCCAGCAGCGGCUCGUCCGGCUUCAGUAACGGCGGCGGCGUCGAGAUGAGCCUGUUUGACCUGCUCUCCGACGUCAAUCUCGUGGCCACCGGCGCCGGCGGAAGCGUGCCAUCGGACGGCGGUGUCGCGCCGUUGUGGCUGCAGCCCGGCCUCGCCGCGGACGCCUCUGCUGCGUGGACCCCCUCGUGGUCGCCGUCGGAGGCUGUCGUCGUCCCGUCGGCGGCGGACAGGGCGGAGAGGGUCAGGCGGUACCGCGAGAAGCGCAAGAACCGCAAGUUCCACAAGACCAUCCGCUACGCCUCCCGCAAGGCGUACGCCGAGGCGCGGCCCAGGAUCAAGGGCCGCUUCGUCAAACGCCCCGCGGCGGACGACAGCAUGAGCGCCGGCGAGGCGGCCAAAUUCUGGCUCUCCUUCUCCGACAACAGUGUAGGGUUUCAAGUUGCAUCCCAUGGAGUCGUGCCAAGCUUCUAGCAAUGGCGUCUGCCCAGCAAAGGAAAGAUGCCAGCGAUCGAAGUGCAGAUGCCAUGCUGCCAUCCUAUUGGCGCCAUGGUCUUCCUGUCGUGUCCGUGCUCCGGUCGUGCCGUCGUUGCGGUCAAUAUUCAUGGUAAAAACCCGCCAUCGAUAUUUUUAACUGAUGACGCGGGUUUUUCGGUCGAUGGGCGUAAUAUUAUGUCCAUCGGUGAACUAGGCGAUUAAUGUACUUCCUCGGUUUGUUGUUAGUUUUAUUAUGUGCUAAGAUGAAUAAAGAAUCAUGUUAAAUUCUUGUGGCCA
Messenger RNA from Triticum aestivum (bread wheat), 1128 nucleotides. Its product is annotated as zinc finger protein CO3. Lineage: Eukaryota; Viridiplantae; Streptophyta; Magnoliopsida; Poales; Poaceae. The transcript has a single exon. The record is from RefSeq and is a predicted model, not a curated record. Gene Ontology annotation, cellular component: nucleus. Gene Ontology annotation, molecular function: protein binding; zinc ion binding; DNA-binding transcription factor activity. Gene Ontology annotation, biological process: regulation of flower development. Bases 79 to 828 code for a protein of 249 amino acids.